AUGAUGUCUAAGAAGACCCCCCAGUGUUCGGCAGCAGAUCAGUCGGAGCACGAUCAGCCUCAAUGUCAAGUGGACCGGCCCUCAAACGCAGCUCCGGGCUGUAGGAACCAGACCGAAUCAGGUCAGAGGAACGAAGAGACGGCCUCCUCUUCCCCGGAGAGCGGCAGCACCAACGGAGACGGGAAGCGCGGUGGCAAGAGCCGCCGCCGCAAGAAACGCUCCUCUAACCCUGAGGGCGGCGCCGGAGAGAAGGCCGACAGCGAGACCAAGACUCUGGAGAAGAAGCCACAGAAAAAGGCCCGGCAGCCGUCUGAGCCCCGGGCCGCUCUGACCGGCCUGCAGUCCGAGUGUGGCAGCGUGUGGUUUGAACGCAGCGUCUACGAGCGAGCCGAGAGCCUCUAUCAGUGCUGGUUGGCGGGUUCCUCCAGCGGGACCACCCAGUCGAACCGGUCCCCUCCGGCUCCGAGCAAACACCCAAACUCUCCAUCGACCGCGGCUCCGUCUGUCUCUGGAGCGGUUUGCCACCACGGCGAUCAGGUGGUCUGUCCCCGUGUCGUCGAGGAGCCAUCCGUUCCAAUCUCUCUGGACCUCCCGUCCCCCCCCGACCGCUCCACCGCACCCCGAACACCUGACGAAGGAUACCAAUCUCUGGCGCCGACCCCUGCGACCCCCGUGACCCCCGUGACCCCUGUCCUCCAGCAGGCAGCCGUCACGCCAGCCAGUCGACAGUCGAUUAACGGCCUGCCUCGGUUCCCGGUGGAGCUGCUCAGGGAGGUGUGGCUGGAGAAACCACUGUUCGACCGCGCUGAAGCCGCCUUCUACCAGAAUCUGUACGGCAACAAUUCCUCCAAGCGCUCCAGCUGCGCCUCCUCGUCCAGAAACGGCGAGCACCCGCAAAGCCUCGUGGAAGAGGAAGAGGAGGAGGAGGAAGCGGUGGCAGAGGUGGAGGAGGAAGAGGAGGAGGAGGAGGCAGUGGAGGAGAAACGGGCGGUCCAGCCGGGCAAAGCGGAAAUCUUUCAUGCCCUGCACCCGAUCCAAGAAGAGGAGGAGCCAGCCGAGGUCCCGGAGAAGGAAGAGGCGUCGGGGGUGGGAGGAGUCUGCCACUUCCUUCACCCGGACAGCGAGCGGGUGUGGCUGGACAAGUGGCGGUAUGAUGCUGCAGAGAGCCGUUUCCAUGGCUACAGUGGAGAUAAAGCCGUGGUGGUGGGGAAGAAGGGUCGGAGGCCGGAAGCCGACGCCUCAGCAGCUGCCUCCACGGCUCCACUGGGGGACAACACCAUGAACUUUCUGGCCCAGGAGAAGAUCUGGUUUGACAAACCUCGCUACGACGAGGCAGAGAGACGCUUCUACGAGAACAUGAACGGCUCCUCACAACCAGCUCAGGACGCUGGAGCGAACAGCAUUCUGAAAGACAUCGCACGAGCUCGGGAAAACAUCCAGAAGUCUCUCGCUGGAAGCACCCCCACCAGCACACCCACCCCCACCACCAGCACCAGCAGCAGCAGCGGAGCAGCAGCUGAUCAAGGAGAAGUCAUCUCUCGCAUCAACAGCCUGGAGCUGGAGAACCAGAGCCUACACAAAGUGGUCGACAACUUGCGGGCGGCGCUUUCCAAACUAGAAAUCCGAGUUGCAGUUCUGGAGGAAUCACCCGUGACCUCGGCUCCUGCUCCUUCAGCCCCCUACACAAACGGCACGUCUGUCCAGCAGAAGACCAGCGCCCCAGAGGAGCAGAAAGAGGAGGAGGAGGAUGAGGAGGAGGAUGAUGACGACAUCGACCUGUUCGGCAGUGAGGACGACGAAGAGGCGGAGAACCUGAAACAACAGAGAUUGAAAGAGUACGCGGAGAAGAAGUCCAAGAAGCCCACCCUCAUCGCCAAGUCCUGCAUCUUAUUGGAUGUCAAACCUUGGGACGAUGAGACGGACAUGGGGAAGCUGGAGGAGUGUGUGCGCUCGGUCCAGGCCGACGGUUUGUUAUGGGGCACGUCCAAGCUGGUUGCCGUGGGUUACGGCAUCAAGAAGCUGCAGAUCACGUGUGUGGUGGAGGACGACAAGGUGGGAACGGACCUGUUGGAGGAGGAGAUCACCAAGUUUGAAGACUUUAUCCAGAGUGUCGACGUCGCUGCUUUCAACAAGAUCUAAUCCCGUCUGUCUUUUUGUUUUGUUCCCGUCUUUCGUCACGCCUUGUUUCUCUGCUGAUUUGUGUUAACGGUUAAUAAUAAUAAUUAAAAUCCAAGUCGAGCACUGAA
Molecule: messenger RNA, 2246 nt
Organism: Limanda limanda (common dab)
Lineage: Eukaryota; Metazoa; Chordata; Actinopteri; Pleuronectiformes; Pleuronectidae
Product: histone H3.v1-like
Exons: 8
Coding region: 1-2139 (712 amino acids)
Biological process (GO): translational elongation
Cellular component (GO): cytosol; eukaryotic translation elongation factor 1 complex
Molecular function (GO): guanyl-nucleotide exchange factor activity; translation elongation factor activity
Source: RefSeq, a predicted model, not a curated record